Messenger RNA from Fusarium venenatum, 639 nucleotides. RefSeq lists its product as uncharacterized. NCBI's taxonomy places the organism in Eukaryota, Fungi, Ascomycota, Sordariomycetes, Hypocreales, Nectriaceae. The record is from RefSeq and is a predicted model, not a curated record.
AUGAGUCGCCGACAGGACCACGACCAGAGGCAAUACAGCCAGAGAUACUACUCGGACAGCUCUAGGAACUGGAGUGAGGAAGCUGUUCGAGGCAGCUGGGACUCCAACUACCAAAGAACAACAUCGGCCAACACAUCUCCCAGAGACCAGUCCCAAGCUUGGAGUAGACCAAGUCCUCAAGCCUAUGAUAGAAGCCAGAACAUGGUUAACCAAUGGCUCGGUCAACAGUAUCAGAACCAGUACACCAAUGAUCCAUCCAUGGCCGCUGAUACUGUAUCCAAUUUCACUACUCCUACUACUUCACCUGCCUUUAGCGACUCUCCUACCUUUCCUUCUCGGACUCAGUACACACCGGCAUAUCAAACCCAAGCUGCAGGCAAUGAUUAUCUGGCACCACCUUCAAGGACUUCUCUUCCGCAUCGCCAGUAUGACAACCACUACCACGGUGGCGCCGCUUCUUCCUCUCGAGGAUCUACAUCAUACAACCAAUCAGUCGAUUAUCGACGUACAGAAUCUAGGUCUACCGAUCAAGACCUCAGAGGUGUUGGAUCAUUUGCUGACAACGAUCGAUCUCGUCGAGAAGUCAAGUAUAAACCACUUGGAAACUGGUUCGGUCUCUGGCUACCUCCCACCGAGUGA